Epinephelus fuscoguttatus (brown-marbled grouper) is the source of this 2135-nucleotide messenger RNA. It is a transcript of the gene hoxa9b, whose product is annotated as homeobox A9b. Gene Ontology annotation, cellular component: nucleus. Gene Ontology annotation, biological process: proximal/distal pattern formation; DNA-templated transcription; embryonic skeletal system morphogenesis. Gene Ontology annotation, molecular function: RNA polymerase II cis-regulatory region sequence-specific DNA binding; DNA-binding transcription factor activity, RNA polymerase II-specific. The record is from RefSeq and is a predicted model, not a curated record. NCBI's taxonomy places the organism in Eukaryota, Metazoa, Chordata, Actinopteri, Perciformes, Serranidae. The coding region runs from base 428 to 1060 and encodes 210 amino acids. The transcript has 2 exons.
UUAGGUAAAACUAUCUGAGGGAAAGUUGAUAGGUGAUUUCACAAAUAGUGGCUUUAAAGUAACACUCCUGCUCCUUUUUAUCACAACUAUAUCCGAUUACACCUACAUGAGAUCUCUUCACAAAAAUCAUAACGUUUAUUGCUUAUAAAACGAAAUAUUCCCCAAUAAAGGCGCGGGGACUUGCUAUUAAAAUAUGGUGGGGAAAAUGGUGGCCAUUUAGUUGAGCAGCAGGCUGAUUUAUUAUUUAUUGUUCUGUCCCACGGUCACGUGUUUGGGGCGCCCUAUCCAGUCUUGGGCAAGGUUCAACUUGCUGGACGCAUUGAGCCCCUAGCUGGUGCAGGAAAGCAGCACAUUAUAUGCAAUGAAUCUGUUUUUUCUAAACAUUGCAACACUCUAACGCGUUUUUUUUUCCUUUUGCAUUUUCAUAAUGUCGACGUUGGGAGCGAGUUACUAUGUUGAGCCGCCUGUUCUUCCCGAGCAGGAAGAUAUGGCACCUAGAUACCAGUCAACUGCAGGGGUGGAGCAGGCGAUGCUCACCGAAUAUGGCGGACAGGAAUCUUGCCCUUUGCAGGCGAAAUCUUCUAUUUUUGGUGGAUCGUGGAGUCCCAUCUCGGCUCACCCUCCGAACACAGCCGCUCCGACCUAUAUACAUCACCAUUACACGAGCGGGGACAGCGAUGGCAUGUUUACGCGCUCCUGGGCGUUGGAUCCGGUGUCUGCGUCUCUGUGUUUGACGGGAUUACCAUCGACAGCCAUGCAUUAUGAGAUCAAACCCGAGCCCCUGAUUGGGAGUGCUGAAUGCACAACUUUGGAGACGCACACACCUCUUUUGUCUGACAUUGAAAACGGAGCAUCCCUUGCGGAUAUUCCCUGUGAAACCACAUCCGCGUCUAAAGCUACUGAGGAGAGCCCGUCAGCAGAGGACAAGAGGGAGAUAGAUGCAAGAGCUGCACAGGACCUCACUGGACUCCAACUGAGCGAUGAACUUGAGGUCCUACAAAGUGUGAGAUACCCCAAACCUUCCCUCCCUUCCUGGUUUCCUUCAACACCCCCCCCCUAAACCUCACCCUUUCCCCGCCUCACUCACCCCUAAAGGUCACCCACAUGCAGCUCAUUAAGCCUGUUAUACAUUUUUGGGGAAAACUGUAAAGAUAAGCAUGCUGAAAUAGUGACAUUACUUUAUGGCUACUAUAUCUAUUACACUACACAAUCUGUCAGUGAUGUAUGAGUAUAGUGUUAUGCGUAGGUGGCAUUCCUGUCUGAUCCCACAUGAAUGUUUGGAUGGAUAGCUAAGACCAGUGGAGAAGCUGCGCUGCAGGAAAACAGAAAGUUGCUUGGAUGCCAUUUGCGGUGACCUCUCAGGACCCCUAUACAUCAAACCUCAUGACACCGCUGGUGACAGAGGAGGCCACGAGUGAACUCUGGAGGAGAAGUUCAGGGGAGUAAAGUCAUGAGCACAUGGGAGAGCCUGUUUCAUCCACUUAGCCUCACUGCUGCUAUAGUCUGUUGUUGUGGAUAGUGGGAUUACUCCUCAGAUUAAAGGAGAACACCACCUAAAUUAGGAAUUCCUAUAUGUUAUUCCCACUGCCUGGGAAAGUGUAUCAAAGUUGUGAACACAAGCUACUCUCCCUCAAAGCUGGAAACCAGAGAAGUCUCAAAUGUGUGAUGUCAUCUAGUAUAAAGACUGGAGCUGCUCCGUUGGCAAUGAAUGGGAGGCUGAUUUUGUGGACCCACAAAAUGUUGAUUUUCUUUUUCAUACCCAAAUAAUCUUUAUUGUAUUGUAGUGUUCUCAGUUCUGAAACGGAAAAUGUACCCUCAUAGUCAGAACAUUCCUCUGGGUGCUCUCAGUGUCAUCUAUCUUUACCAGUUCAUUGUCUAUGGAGCAGCUCCAGACUUUGUUGAUGACAUCACAGAUUGGAGUAUUAACACUCCAGUUCGUUUUGGGAUUUGGGGAGAAAGUUGUUCAUGUUUACUCAUUUUUUGAACUGUAUUAGACCAUUGGAACAACAUGUAUGAAUUUUGAAAAUGAAUGUAGUUUUCAAAGGAAACAGACUCUUUUAGAUUGGAGUUUGUUUUUUCUAUCAACGUAUUACACUCCCUAAUACAUUUUUCUGCAUUAUUAUUAUUUUUGUCAA